Messenger RNA from Cloeon dipterum, 6093 nucleotides. RefSeq lists its product as uncharacterized. The coding region runs from base 262 to 3558 and encodes 1098 amino acids. The transcript has 11 exons. Gene Ontology annotation, cellular component: plasma membrane. Lineage: Eukaryota; Metazoa; Arthropoda; Insecta; Ephemeroptera; Baetidae. The record is from RefSeq and is a predicted model, not a curated record. Gene Ontology annotation, molecular function: protein binding.
ACGGCGGGCGAAGCAGUCGAGCUUGUGUAGGCCAGCAGGGCGAAGCAGCUGGCUUCGAUCCCUCUCUCACUCCUCUCUCUCUCCUUCACUCAGCAGAGUUUUGCACCCCUGCCUGCGUGCUCCACCCUUGUUUCGCUCAGCUGUGUGCCGCUGGAUGCCUCGAGCGACGGUGCUGCCCGACCUUCUGUGAUCUCGACCUUCAGGCAUCAGGGUGCCCACUCGACAACUCAGAAAAGGAGACAACAGUGUCGGUUAAAAGGAAUGGUUCCAGCAUGGCCGCCACCGCGGCUGCUUUCCCCGCCGCUGCUGCUGCUGGUGGCCGUGGCCGCCUUUGCCACCGCCUGCCGGAUCUCAGAGUUCCAGUGCCGAAAUGGACGCUGCGUCCAACUGGACCGUUACUGCGAUGCCCACGACGAUUGCGGCGACAGUAGCGACGAGCCCAAAUUCUGCACUGCGUGCAACCGGACGUACUACGGUGACGUGGGCAAGACGUACGAGCUGGAGCUGCAGAAGCCCCAAGAGAACCGGCUGCCCUUCCUCUGUCACCUCACCUUCACAGCCAACGGUCACAUCCAUGGCGACUUGGUUCAGUUGAUCUUCGACGCGUUCCAAGUGGGGCGGUAUGAGGUGUCCUCAUUUGAUGGCUGUCCCGACGGCUCGAUGCAGUUGUCCGAACUGGGCCGGCCCUUCACCGGCGGCUCGUGGUGCGGCUCGUCGAGUGCGCCAGGCGGCCAAAACAUUUACUACAGCGAGACCAGCACGGUGACCCUGUCGAUCCGGCUGUACCCUGGCCUCAGGUCGUCGACCUCGCCGUUCGAAUUCCGGCUCAGGUACAAGUUCAUCAGCCACGAGAACGCCGUGGUGCGCUUCGGGCCCCCAGGGGCGCCGCUCGAGCGGGGCACCCCCGUGCCGGGCACCUACUGUAGCCGCAACUACGACGAGUGCGACCGGCGCAGGUGCCGCUUGCAGUCGCCAAAUUACCCUGGCAUCUACCCUCGCAAUGUCACCUGCUACCUGAUCAUCCGCCAAAAGAACCCGCCAAACUGCAAACACGCUAUGAUCGCUGUCAGACAGGAGGGCACGCACAAGAUGCACAUAAAGCGGCGCUCGGUGGACAACGCCACGAUGCUGGCGUCGCCGUCCUCCGUUAGUGGCGCCUUGCGUGCGUGGAAAGACUGCACCAGCGACAAGGACCACCUGAUCUUCUACGACGGCCACACCACCAACGACCCUGUGCUGGUCAAGUUCUGCGGCGGCGACUGGCUGCCGCCCAUCGUCACCAGGGGCCCGCAGAUGCUGGUCGCGUUCCACUCGUCGCCGUUCAGCGCGCCGCUCAACGACGCGCCAACCUCUGCCCUCUCGCUCAAGGGCUUCGAGCUCGACGUCGACGUCAUUUUUGUCGACUCGGACUCGUUCGACUUCUCCAAGGAUGCUGUCAAGUGCGAAUUCUGGAUAAACGCAACGAAGAGUAUGUUGCCUGAGGACGACUCGGAGAUGGCGCAGGAGCGACCGCUCGAGUUCGGCGACGAUUCGGGCGGCCCGCGGCGGCCAGACUCGCGUACGCUGCGUGGCGGCGUGAUCAACAGCCCGCGGCACACGCUGUCGCCGAACACGACGUGCCACUACCACUUCGUCGGGCGGCCCGGCGACCGCGUGUGGAUUGCCUUCGAGUCGUAUUGGCACCAGUCACUGCUGCCGCCGCCGGGCGACCCCAUGCCACUGCCUCCGCCCUCCAAGGUGGCGGCCAAGCAGUACAAACCGACAACCACCACCACGACGACCACCACGCCAGCGCCAAAAAAGGGGAAGAAGAACCAGUGCGCCUCCUGGCUAAAGGUGUGGGAGCCGGGGUCGGCGAAGGCGAUGGCAGAGCACUGCGACACGUCACCCAAGCUGUGCGACCACGCGAUGCUGGCUAACUCGUCGCGCAUCAUGCGCACGUGCGGCCCACACGAAAGCUACUUGUCAGUGGACAAGAACCUGCAGAUGGAGCACAAGACGCUGCCGGGCACGGCGCUCUACCCGUCCAAUUUCCGACUGCGCUACGAAUUCGUGGACACGCGGCUGGCUGGCGAACUGUGGAAGGGCUCCGUACCGCCCGGCGAUCACUCGCCUCGCUGCACGCGCAUCCUCAGGCAGCCGCCGGUCAACUUCACCUCGCCCAAGAACGUCUUCCUCUUCGGCAGGGGCGGCAGCGCCAACCUGUCGUGCGUCUACAGGCUAGAAGCGCCGCACGGCAGGGCUGUCAAGGUUACUCUGAAGCGGACGUCCUUCGGCGACGACUCGCCCGGCAGGUGCGUCACCCGCCCUGAUCCGUACAACAACCGGCCCAGGUGCGUCAACGUCCAGCCAGAGUCGGACGGCCGCUGGGCGGAACUCAGGAUCAUCGAGGUGCCGUGGCGCGAUGUGCGGGCGCCACACGCGUGUGUUUGUGACAACUCGAGUGUCGGCAUGGAGUACGAAACGUCGUCGCGGGUGCUCGAGCUGCAUCUGGUGGUGAAGGGGAUGACACCGAAUGAGGACUUUGACGACUUCCACUUUGAGGCCUUCUUCGACACGGUGCCGACGGGCAGCGGCGGCGGAGACUGCGCUAAGGACCACCGCGGCAAGGGCACCGGCGGCGAGGUCACCUUCCACGGCCCGCCGGUGCCGCCCACCAUGGCGCCAGGUGGCGCCGAGCCGACCCGGGCGCCGCUGCUGCGCACCAAGUCGCUUGGUUGUGGGCACUUACCGUGGUUGCUCGAGGCUGAGGACAAACACAGCCUCUUCCUGCUCACCUGGGGCACCCUGCUGCCUCUCGAUCCCUCUCAGGUUGUGGGUGGAGUCGCCGACAACGAGAUCUCAAAGUGCACCACACAGAAUCGCAUUCUCAUUUACACCGGUAGACCAGCCAGACUGAUCCGCGUCGUGUGUCCCGUGGCGCCGCAUUCGGUGCAGUACGCGAUCAACGUGUACACGGAUGAGUGGUGGGGCGCCGACAGCCUCCUGCUCUCCUCCCUGCCAGCGGCCGUCCAGCCGCAGCAGGGCGGCGCCUUCCUCGAGCCCUCGAGGCCGCCGCUCUUCCUCGUCGAGUUUGUCGGCAGGGAGCCUGGCACGCACGGCAUCCAGUGGCUCGACGUGACUAAAGUUCGGUCAACCAGUGCUGCCCUCUUGCAGCCUCCAUCAGACCCGUCGCUGAGCCCGUUCUUCUACUACUCGGCGGAGAACUCGAGCGACACCGGCAGUGAAUGUCCGUUCCGGUGUCCCGAGCUGGACGCGUGCAUCAGCGGGGCGCUAUGGUGCGACGGCCAGGUCAACUGUCCGAGCGGUUACGACGAGAACGACGCCAACUGCGAGGCGUACUCGAUGACCUGGGCCUACAUCUACAUGAUCGUGGGUGUGGCUGUGCUGACCGUGUCGUGCGUGUCGUGCGCAAUUUGCGGCCUGAUGACGGCCAACCGGCGGCGGCAGUACGAGAAGCGGCGUAGGAAAGAGGACACGGACUCGUCCUACAUGGGCACCAUCCGCAGCAUCCGCAGCCGCACGACAACCGAGGACUUCAUGUUCGACCCAUCCUGACAAAACGACCCGCGACGCGCCCAGUCGGUCGAGUACAUCCGCGUGGAGCACGAGACCACCGUCUAGGAGCGAGCGUCGCACUCCGACAGGACACAACACCAACUGUUGCUUACAGCCCUCCCUCCUCUUGUGUGAUUUUGGUGCUCUAUCUACGCGGUAUUCGGACUUCUCUCUCUCUCUCACACACACACACACUCACACGACAGCUCAACAAGCCAAGUGAUUGACCAUUUAGUGACUGCUUUCCGAGCGCAGUGUUCCUCUGCUUUCUUUCCUCGCUUUGGUUCACAGUUUUGGCGUCCACUUCGCCAGCCACCCGAGUCCGCAGGGUCCGAAGAGGAGAACCUUGUAAAGCCGUGACAGUCCGGUUGAUGUUUAUUGUUUUCUAUACAUGUCUGGUGUCGUUUUCAUUUCCGGCUUCUGACUCUGCGAACUCGGGCAACUGGCACAUUCCUGGCCUCGCGGUGCUGGGUUUUACAUGUCUGGAGACUGAUCCUCUGACCUUGAGUGUGCGUUGACUGAAGUGAAACUAAUUUGAACAAAAUUGUUCCGUUGCACGGGCAUUUAGUCACUUCAGCUACUAGAAAUGAUCGGUCUCCCGCACAAGACUCCUAGAGCGAUUGCCCGAGAACAACUGAUCCAAUUCAGAAUCAAAAUGUGGCCAGUCUUUUGGCCCCAAUCGUUUUCCUCCCUUUGAACUCGGGACCUUCGACCUAGGACGUACGAGUUGUCUGUUGAUUGCUGUUUUCGGAGAACAAUUUCUCCGGGUAGUACGAGAAUCAUCAAUCGCCCUUCCUUAAUUGCGAACCGCAUUGCUGCGACGUAUACGCUUCUUUUCCGUGGAGGUAUUAUACAUUGUUAAAAAGCCUCUAUUGUGUACAGUUGGCGAGCAAAAAGAUUAAUAGCGGAGAAACGAGCAGGAAAUGCCAAAUUAGUUGAUAAAUGUUCUACGACGAAAGCCUCACAGACACACACACACAUGCAUACACACACAUUCUCACGCGCACACAACACACUUACACGACCCUCCAAAGAAGUUAGACCAACUCUAGGUGGUAAAACUGAAGUGCACCAAUUUACUUAGCGGUAGAUACAAAGUUUCAAUAAAACGGGACGACAAAAAGAUGAUGAGACGACACUCACUACAUUUUCUAAGAAAAGCUCAAUUAAAAUACGAUUUAAAUACUGCUGUUGUUCAAUAUAAAAUAAAUUAGAACACUAAAGGGGACGAAAAAGGAUCGUCUAUCUGUUGUUUGUUCAUUUUAAAGGCCGGAGGAGAGAUUGCACGUGUUGGUUGGUUGGUUGGGUGUGGAUGCGCAUUGUCUUUGAAACGCGAUUUCACGUCACUUAGUGGAAUGCAGUGCAGACACGGCUUUUAAUUUCACUAAGCGGGCCGCGCGCGCGAAUCGUGAAACUAGCAAUUUGUUCUGUGAAUGUGUUGACAUGGUGCUCACUGUCUCGAAUCUAAAUAUUAAGCAAAGCAUAUAAAAACAAUCCUCCGCAGUUGCUGGAACAAAUCCUUUGUGCGUGCCAAAACUCCAUUUUUCCCUUGCGGUUGUGAGUGACGGAGACAAUUGAACGAUAGACUGAACUUUAGAGAUACACACACAUACACUCACCUGGCGUCACGCGCAAACCUGCUCCAUUCCUCCUUCAUCUUAUCACACGGCGUAAUUUCGACUUGCAAUUUCACGAGGCAAACAAGAGUGGCUGCCGAGGCGAGUUCCAUUGUUUCAUGACUGAUGCUGUUCUCUUACUCUCUGCACCACGACGAGCGAGGAAUUCGCGGUAAAGCUAGGGAAGAAAAGGACUGUGGUAGAUAACAUGCGGCUGCCGACGAUUUGGUUCAACUAGACUUAUCUCGGAGCAUGGAAUACGGUCUUUAGUUCUCACACUCAACCCGGUUUUAGUAAUAAAACCAUUAAAUUAAAAUCUUUUUGUUUACAGUCUCUACUAAAUUUACUGAAUUUCAUUCCUUUUAUAUAAAUAUCCUGGCCGGGAGCUGUUGAGGUGAAUUAAUAAUAAUUUAUAUUUCUGGUUUAAAACCAACUGUUUUUGCUGUUCACCAUGGUGUGUUAAGAAAUGCCAACUUUGUUAUUUUAUUCCGGUAAGAUUCAGACACAAACAAGACUCGCGUGUAUUGGUUUGGACCGAAUAAUUAAUAAGAAAUGAAGAACUCAAAAAUUUGCCAAUCGAUAGUUAACUUGGUAAAGCAACAAGAUUUAUUGUUAUCCACAUACGAUGAAGGCAAUUAUUACCAUUAUUAGCCGAGUAGUUUAAUGGCAGAGUUUAAAAUUAACUCCUGUUGAAUUAAUAUGUUUAGGGCGCGCGGCGAGAAGAGAUUUUACGAGCACACAAACACGUUCACGCCGACAUGCAAGAGUUUAUGUUGAUCUCUCAUCUCUCACACACCACAACAUGUAUAUCCAUAUUGUGUGAACGACGGACGAGACAGAAAAUAUGCGAUAUAUCAGAGGCCAUUUGUACAUAAAAGAGCGAUGGAAUAAAGAUUAAUUCUGUUGAUCCUGAAUUAAA